AGCGGAAUCAAAUUUAAGUUGAACGCGAACUCGACCUCGAAUUCGACAUUAUCCAUUUGGCGCGGACGUUACAACAUGCCACCAAAAGACAAGGAUCCACCCCUCAAACAGAAGACUCUUCAUGGAUUCUUCUCGAAGCAGCAGGGGGACUCCAAGCCUAAGCCUUCCCCAGCCAAGGCCCCAGAAGUUGUUUCGAAGCCUUCCCAAUUUAGAGCAGCAAAACCAAACGCGACUCCGCCCUCUAAAUCCGUAGAACGAUCCACAAAGAAUAAUUAUACUUCCUCCAGCAGUCCCGCUAACGCGUCACGAUUGACUUCAUCGAGCUCUUACAACGCUCGUAGUACGCCCUUGACCAGCACCCCAAAUGUCACGAUGAUUAGCGAAGAUGAGGAUGAGCAGGACGUAGUGCUUAGCACUCAGGUGGUACGCACCAAUAUUUAUGGUUUUAGGAGUCCCAUCAACUGGAGGAUGUGUAGUCUCGAAAGAAGCGUAAAUUAUUGGUCGAUGAUGACGAGUCUUCCGAGGAGGAAGCUAAAAUGAAACCUCUGUCAGCCACUGCUUUUGCAGAAAAACUUACUGGAUUUAAAAAACCUCAAGGACGCGAGGGCAAGCGGGCGCGUACUUCGUCUGCUCAGGCGACUUCAGAAGACCCUGAUAUCGCUCAGUCGGAGGCAGGAUCAACCAAGCCAGCGUCUU
This is a messenger RNA of Cantharellus anzutake, 696 nucleotides long. RefSeq lists its product as uncharacterized. The transcript has 2 exons. The record is from RefSeq and is a predicted model, not a curated record. NCBI's taxonomy places the organism in Eukaryota, Fungi, Basidiomycota, Agaricomycetes, Cantharellales, Hydnaceae. The coding region runs from base 76 to 540 and encodes 154 amino acids.